AUGAGUAAUCUAGAGGAAUCAACAGAAGAUGGUGGAGGACAAGUAGAGAAUGAUUCUAGAGAACAAGAUAAAUAUCUGCCGAUUGCCAAUAUCAUUAGAAUUAUGAAGAAAGCACUUCCAAACAAUGCAAAGGUGGCGCGCGAUGCCAAGGACACCGUGCAAGACUGUGUCUCUGAGUUUAUCUCGUUCAUCACCUCCGAAGCAAGCGAGAAGUGUCAGCAGGAGAAGCGAAAGACCAUCAACGGUGAGGACAUCAUCGCCGCCAUGAAUGUACUCGGCUUUGAGAACUACAUCGAACCGCUCAAGGUUUACUUGGCCAAGUAUCGCGAGAACGAGAAGCGAGAAACGCUCUCUGCAAAGAAGUCGCCAAAGAAACAACAGGCCGACUCUGUAUCGAUGUCACCACCAUCGUCGCCAACACUCAGCAGCAACAAUUCAACGACAACCACAUCAACUACUACACAACAAUAUCAACAGCAACAACAGCAGCAGCAACAACAGCAACAACAACAGGUAAUGCACCAAGCACAACUUCCACAUCCUCUUCAACAACAACAACAACAAGUACAUCAUCAACAUCAACAACAUCAACAAGUACUUCACCAGCAACAACAACAACAACAACAGCAAGCACAUCAUCAACAACAAUUGGAUCUAUCAUCAGGUUCAACGACUACUUCUCAAACAAUUAAUAACAAUAUGUAUUUAAACCAAGUACCAGAUUCACUUGACAAUGGAUUUGUAAUUGCAAAAGAAAGAUCAUCGAGUUUCUAUUGCAAAAUUAAUUAA
This is a messenger RNA of Heterostelium album PN500, 789 nucleotides long. It is a transcript of the gene nfyB, whose product is annotated as nuclear transcription factor Y subunit beta. NCBI's taxonomy places the organism in Eukaryota, Evosea, Eumycetozoa, Acytosteliales, Acytosteliaceae. The transcript has 2 exons. Gene Ontology annotation, biological process: regulation of transcription by RNA polymerase II. Gene Ontology annotation, cellular component: CCAAT-binding factor complex; nucleus. Gene Ontology annotation, molecular function: DNA-binding transcription activator activity, RNA polymerase II-specific; protein heterodimerization activity; RNA polymerase II cis-regulatory region sequence-specific DNA binding. The record is from RefSeq and is a predicted model, not a curated record. Bases 1 to 789 code for a protein of 262 amino acids.